Molecule: messenger RNA, 1083 nt
Organism: Rotaria socialis
Lineage: Eukaryota; Metazoa; Rotifera; Eurotatoria; Philodinida; Philodinidae
Source: the annotation of a GenBank genome assembly
AUGUUAUUAGCAAUUCUAUUGGUUCUAUUUGUUCAAACUAAACAUUCAUAUGAAUACGAUACUGUUGUAUUUACACGCGGUGAAAAUGGUUAUUUUUGUAUAAAAAUUCCUUCUAUCUUAACAACAGCUCGAGGAACUCUAUUGGCUUUUGGUGAAGCACGAAUGUAUAGUUGUAGUGAUUACACACAAACAGAUAUUGUCUAUAAACGAAGUUUCGAUAACGGGAAAACUUGGUCAAAUUUAGAAAUAUUGUAUCGUGGAAAUGCUUCAAAUGAUAAUUAUAAUCGCGUAGGAAACAUUGCACCAGUACAGUUAAGAUACAAUCAACGAAUAUUAAUUCCAUUUUGUAGAAAUAAUCUUAUUGUAAUGCAAACCUAUUCGGACGAUGAUGGCUUAACAUUUUCUUCACCACAAAUUAUUCGCAAUGUUACACGUUCGAACUGGAAAUGGGUUGGUUUAGGUCCACCUGCUGGUCUUCUAUUACAAUCCAAUCGCAUAUUAAUUCCUUCGUAUUAUUCAAUACAUUCGAAUGAUAAUGGUUUACUUUCAACUGGUUAUGUUAUGUUGAAUGAUUUUAACGGUCAAGUAGACAAAUGGUAUUUAGGUGGUGAAUUUCAUUUUGAAACCUAUUUUCCUAAUGAAUGCCAAGCUGUUGAAUUAUUACCAAAUGUAGAUUCAAUAUUUAUAAAUUCGCGCUCAUUAGGUACAAAACGAAUUGGUUCAUACAGUGACAAUGGUGGAAUAACGUUUAAGACGCCUAAAUUGCUACACACACUUGUACAACCAAUAACUGGAUGUCAAGGUUCAACAAUCUACAAUAAAAAUACUCAGCAAGUGUUCUACGCAGGUCUAGCUGAAACAUCAUUAAUUCGAAGUAAUCUUUCAUUCUAUAUAAGUGAUGAUCAUGGUGAAAAUUGGGCAUUUGUAAAAACGAUCCAUCAAGGCUCAUCAUCAUAUUCAUCAUUGACAAUCAUGAAUGACGGGUCGGUUGGUUUAUUAUAUGAAUGGGCAAAUAAAACUGAUAUAGAAUUUCAACCUGAUUACAUAACAUUUACUAUAGUACAAAAUCAAACAAAAACGUAA